This is a messenger RNA of Equus caballus (horse), 1745 nucleotides long. RefSeq names its product RAR related orphan receptor C (gene RORC). The record is from RefSeq and is a predicted model, not a curated record. Gene Ontology annotation, molecular function: oxysterol binding; RNA polymerase II cis-regulatory region sequence-specific DNA binding; zinc ion binding. Gene Ontology annotation, biological process: regulation of transcription by RNA polymerase II. NCBI's taxonomy places the organism in Eukaryota, Metazoa, Chordata, Mammalia, Perissodactyla, Equidae. Gene Ontology annotation, cellular component: nucleus.
UCCCUCCCCUGGGCCCUGCUCCCUGCCCUCCUGGGCAGCCAGGGCAGCAAGGACGGCACCAAGGGAGCUGCCCCAUGGACAGGGCCCCACAGAGACACCGCCGAGCCUCACAGGAGCUGCUGGCUGCAAAGAAGACCCACACCUCACAAAUCGAAGUGAUCCCUUGCAAAAUCUGUGGGGACAAGUCGUCUGGUAUCCACUACGGGGUUAUCACCUGUGAGGGGUGCAAGGGCUUCUUCCGCCGGAGCCAGCAGUGUAACGUGGCCUACUCUUGCACCCGUCAGCAGAACUGCCCCAUCGACCGCACCAGCCGGAACCGAUGCCAGCACUGCCGCCUGCAGAAGUGCCUGGCCCUGGGCAUGUCCCGAGAUGCUGUCAAGUUCGGCCGCAUGUCCAAGAAGCAAAGGGACAGCCUGCAUGCCGAAGUGCAGAAGCAACUGCAGCAGCAGCAGCAGCAGCAACGGGAACAAGCAGCCAAGACCCCUCCUGAAGGAGGCCAAGGAGCAGACCCCCUCCCCUGCACCUUGGGGCUCCCGGAUGGGCAGCUGCCCUUGGGCUCCUCGCCUGACCUGCCUGAGGCCUCUGCCUGUCCCCCUGGCCUCCUGAGAGCCCCAGGCUCUGGGCCUUCCUACUCCAAUAGCUUGGCCAAGGCCGGUCUCAAUGGGGCCUCAUACCACCUCGAGUACAGCCCUGAGCGGGGCAAGGCUGAGGGCAGAGAGAGCUUCUAUAGCACGGGCAGCCAGCUGACCCCCAAUAGAUGUGGACUUCAUUUUGAGGAACCCAGGCAUCCUGGGCUUGGGGAACCCAGACAGGGCCCGGACAGCUACUGCAGCCCCGGUUUCCGCAGCACCACAGAGGCACCUUAUGCUUCCCUGACGGAGACUGAGCACUUGGUACAGAACGUGUGUAAGUCCUACCGAGAGACGUGUCAGCUGCGGCUGGAGGACCUGCUACGGCAGCGCUCCAACAUCUUCUCCCGGGAGGAGGUGGCCAGCUACCAGAGGAAGUCAAUGUGGGAGAUGUGGGAACGCUGUGCCCACCGCCUCACCGAGGCCAUUCAGUAUGUGGUGGAGUUUGCUAAGAGGCUCUCAGGCUUUAUGGAGCUCUGUCAGAAUGACCAGAUCGUGCUACUCAAAGCAGGAGCAAUGGAAGUGGUGCUUGUCAGGAUGUGCCGGGCCUACAACGCCGACAACCACACAGUCUUUUUUGAAGGCAAAUACGGUGGCAUGGAGCUGUUCCGAGCCUUGGGCUGCAGUGAGCUCAUCAGCUCCAUCUUCGACUUCUCCCGCUCCCUGAGUGCCUUACGCUUUUCCGAGGAUGAGAUUGCCCUCUACACAGCCCUUGUCCUCAUCAACGCCAACCGGCCAGGACUCCAAGAGAAAAGGAAGGUAGAACAGCUGCAGUACAAUCUGGAAAUGGCCUUUCAUCACCAUCUCUGCAAGACUCAUCGCCAAGGCAUCCUGGCAAAGCUACCACCCAAGGGGAAGCUUCGGAGCCUCUGCAGCCAGCAUGUGGAAAAGCUGCAAACCUUCCAGCAUCUCCACCCCAUUGUGGUCCAAGCUGCUUUCCCCCCACUCUACAAGGAACUCUUCAGCACUGAAAUGGAGUCACCUGAGGGGCUGUCUGAGUGACCUGGAGGAGGGACUCCUUUCCCUUCCCUGGAGCCUGCUGGCCUACCUCCCUGGACCCCUCCCACCCUCGGCCUUUUCCUUUCUUGUGCCCCCUGGAGGGUGGUCCCUGCCUGU